Talaromyces stipitatus ATCC 10500 is the source of this 1304-nucleotide messenger RNA. RefSeq names its product DUF218 domain protein. The record is from RefSeq and is a predicted model, not a curated record. The transcript has 3 exons. Lineage: Eukaryota; Fungi; Ascomycota; Eurotiomycetes; Eurotiales; Trichocomaceae. Gene Ontology annotation, cellular component: cytoplasm. The coding region runs from base 110 to 931 and encodes 273 amino acids.
GACACCACCUGGACAUCAGAUAUGCAUGUGUCAUCCGACAAGAACAUUCACAGCUAUAUACUCAUUAUGACAAAAUCAGAACGGACACAUUUGAUCAUCGUAUGCUGUCAUGCGAUUUAUAUCGGAGGUCCUAGCAAAGGCUUGGAUGAGGAUGAGUGGAUUCAGCCAUGAGCCAAAGUUGCUGAUAUUAGAUAGCCUACUGGCUCCGUUCCAAAAAGGCGAAACCCCUACAUUUGUGAAGCAUAUCAGAGCUGGAUUGCAAAAAUAUGAGGGGAGUGGAGGUGCGGGUGUUUUGAUUUUUUCUGGGUAUGUUGUCUUUCUUGCUCAAUGCAUAUCUCAGAGUAACCCUAAUGAAUGUAUACGUAGAGGUGCAACAAAACGAGACAAGACGGAUCUCACAGAAGGACAAUCCUAUCUGAAUCUCUCCCGGGAUAACAACUUCUUCCAAUCUAUCACGAAGAAUACAGCCAACAUGUUUGCCGAAAACCAUGCAACAGACUCCUAUCAAAACAUCCUCUUUUCCCUACUGCUAUACCGCCAACAUACGAAAUCAGCUUAUCCGAGGAAAAUAACCAUCAUAACACACGAAUUCAAACGAAAACGUUUUCUGGAUUUACAUCUCCCCGCUAUUGGUAUCUUACCAAUGUCAAUGUCAAAGAUCGACGUAAAUUUUGUAGGUAUUAAUCCUCCGGAAUAUAUCACACCUGUCGCAGGAUUAGUGAAAGGGGAAGAGAAGAGGGGUCCUGGACUGUGGAAGGAUGAUCUUUAUGGUAAGGGGGAGGUGCUGAGUUGGAAACGACGGGGAAGAGGAUGGAAUCAAGACGAGGAAGAAAUGGUUCUUGAGGGCGAAGAGAAUGAGGUUGUCAAGAGACUGGUGAAAUGGCAGAGAGCUGGCCCGUUUCCUGAGAUGGACGAUUUGCCCUGGGUAUGAGUUCGCUUGCUUUGUAUCAUUAUGCAUUCAAAAUGGACAGUAAUAGCUGGUGAACACAGGCAACCCUGUUAGAUAAUGCGCUUAGGCACAGGCUAAAUCAACUCAUUCGUCCACAGCCUCCAGCCUGCUCUGACCUCUUUAGAUUUUGACUCGAACUUUGUGAUGAACUACUCAACUCAUGCUAGGUAUCCUAGCCGCGUCUCGCUUCCGCCCGCAUACCUCGAUAGAUGUUGAUCAGGGCUGAGGGUAGUAUCUCGAUCGAGAGUCCCUUCGGCCUGGUUCAUGAUACAAACCCAUCCUGUGGAAUAUUUGAGCAUAGAGUAUCAGUAACAUGAAUAGGGACGAAUCACUCGCAGGGUCAUCCCAGAUGGUC